AUGUCUCAAAUCUAUAGUAAAGACUCUUUGGACAGAUUUGGUGACGAUUUGUGUCAACACAUGUUGUCUUUCCUAUCACUCGAAGACCGGUUCCGCUUUGAAUGUCUGUCCAAACAGUGGCAACGAUGCGUAUAUGAGACACAAACCCGGCUCACAAUUACCCGCAAAUUAUGCGCAAAACUCAAUAUUAACUCUCAAAUUGAAUCAAUGCUUCAAAAGUUGCCAAACAUUGCGGACAUUGUAUGCGAGGACUACGUGUCUAACCGUAUGUUUGAAGCGAUUGUCAAACAUUACUGUCAUUUACACGCUAUUCACGUGUGGUUUGUAAAUGACAUUAACAUCGAUACGAUCGAGACAUUCAUAACAAAGUUUGCCAAACAGUUGAAUGCAAUAGCGAUACACCGGUGCUCACAGGGCAUAUCCAAUGCCAUCCCGAAGUCAUACGGAUAUAUGACAUAUCCUAAAACCAAUCGUUACCUCCAUUUCAACAGACAUUUGCAAUUAUUACUGAAUCCGAGUCCAUUGCACCCAUACCUACGUAAAGUGGGCAUUGAUUAUCAAUUUAAACUUUACAAUAGUCCGCAGUUCACGGCAUUUGCCACAAACUAUGCACACGUAUUGCAAUCACUUUAUCUGAGAACAGGAGAUAUUUCUACUGAUAAUGAAUUGAAAGCAUUAAUCAAUGAUAUAUCGCGACUGAAAUCACUACGGGAUCUGCGCAUAGGGUUCAGUGAACUGGUUGACCCGGAACCUCAAUCGGAUAGUGACUCAGAACAUGAGCAGGACAUGGAUGCAAAUGACAAUCACGCAAACCCUGGCCAAGGGUUUAACGCAGAGUUAAAUCCGGAGCUCAACCAACAUAUUAACCCACAAUUGGCUGAAACAGAUAACUACUGGUUUCCCAAAGUAAUCGCCGGUUUGACACAAAUCGGACUCAAUUUGCAACUUUUGAAACGCCUGUCCCUUAAUUUCUAUUCCGAGUUAAAUGAGUGCAUAAUAAUAAAGGGCUCGGAGUAUAGACAACUCAUGCACUGUAUUCACGAUAACUAUAAACGGUUGACUCGUUUGGAGAUCUGUUUGACUAAUAGCGAGGAAUUGGUUUUACCGCCAAUUGGUUUCACUUGCGGUCAACAGUGGAAACGUAUCACACAUUUAACGCUGGACUUUGUGGUCGACGUCAAUGUGAUCGCGGAUAUCGUGAACUGCUUUCCAAACUUACAGUACUUUUGGUUUGAAAUUGUCGGUGAAAAUGAUACGAAUGGACAGUCGCUGACACAAAGUCUCCAUUUGUUAUCACAAUUACGGAAUAUUCAGUACAUUUCCAUCGGUUAUUGGGAUAAUGAUGUUUAUGAUCAAAGUGUGCUUGAUCAUUUCAUGAUAUGUCCCAAAAUGAAAGCCAUUGACUUAAGCCUCUUAUGA
Molecule: messenger RNA, 1419 nt
Organism: Oppiella nova
Lineage: Eukaryota; Metazoa; Arthropoda; Arachnida; Sarcoptiformes; Oppiidae
Source: the annotation of a GenBank genome assembly